Linum tenue is the source of this 4913-nucleotide messenger RNA. NCBI's taxonomy places the organism in Eukaryota, Viridiplantae, Streptophyta, Magnoliopsida, Malpighiales, Linaceae. The record is from the annotation of a GenBank genome assembly.
CCAACCCCAGUCCCCACCCACCCUCUACCCCGCCACUUCACACUGCGUUUAUAGCGAGCACCUCCACCGGCGCACUCUCCCAAGCGUUACCUCUCCCCACCGCUCUCUCCAGAUCCCACACCGUCGUUUCAGUUUACCCCCGGCGGAAUCGAAUUCGAUUCCCCGACGAUAAGACUCGCCAAGGGAAGAAGGACAAAAUCCCUUUCUGAUUUUUGCAAUCCCUAAGAUCGGAAACCUAGCAUUUCUCCGGCGGCAAUGGAACUCCGGUCACGUAAAAUCACCUCCAAGCCUCCGACCGACGGUUACGAGGACCGCGAGGGUACUUCAUCAGGAGAAGCUGAUGUUGAUCAUUUGUUCGACGAUGCUGGCUCGGAUGAGGAGAUCUAUGUGCCACCUUCAGAUUCUGAUUAUAAUAGUUCUGAUAGUGAAGGUGGGAUGCCCAUGGAUGCUGACUUCUCGCCCUUUUCAAAGGGCAAAGCGAAAGGCAAGUUGCACAUUCCUGCUGGCCAGGGGGAUGCUCCUUCUGGCAAUCCUUCUGCUGCUCAUAACGAUAAUCCAGAUCCUCCUGCUGCUCAUAUCGAUAAUCCAGAUCCUUCUGAAGAGCCUGCCAAUGAACUUAUAACAUCUCUGACUUUGGCCACAACUCAAGCUGAUGCUGCUGGGGCAAGAAAGAGGAAACACAAAUCAGGGAGGAAGAAGGACAAAGAUAGUUCAGAGCCUCCUCUACUGUGGGAAGUUUGGGAGGAAGAACACGAGAAAUGGCUUGAUGAAAACUGUGUUGAAGAUGUGGAUUUAGAUCAGCAGAAUGGUUUUGUAGUUGAAGCUGCUGAGGCACCAUCAGAAUUGGUUAUGCCUUUGUUAAGGUACCAGAAGGAGUGGUUGGCAUGGGCUUCAAAACAGGAAGAAUCUUCAACUAGAGGGGGAAUUCUUGCUGAUGAGAUGGGUAUGGGGAAGACUAUUCAGGCGAUUUCCCUUGUACUUGCCCGAAGAGAGAUGCACAGGAAAGUUUGUGAAUUCGGAACAUCGACAUCUGGUUCUAGCACUGGUUCGUCAUCUGGAAUAAAAACUACCCUCGUUGUCUGUCCUGUGGUUGCUGUGACUCAGUGGGUGAGUGAAAUUGACCGUUUUACUAAGAAAGGAAGUGCCAAGGUACUGGUUUAUCAUGGUGCAAAUAGAGGGAAAGACUCGAAGCACUUUGCAGAUUAUGACUUCGUUAUUACCACAUACAGUAUUGUUGAGGCUGAAUUCAGAAAGUAUAUGAUGCCACCUAAGAAACAAUGCAGUUACUGUGGGAAAUCAUUUCAUGAAAAGAAAUUGUGGAUUCAUCUUAAAUAUUUCUGUGGUCCAGAUGCCAUCAGAACUGCAAAGCAGUCUAAGCAAGUCAAGAAAAAAUUUAAAUCUCAACUGGGAAAAGACCAGCAAGACCAGCAGGAAACUGAUGUGGAUAUUCAAAAGGGUGAAUCAUCUCCAGGUUAUAAAAGAAAAGGGGGUUGGAGGAAAUCAACAGGGAAUAGUGGUGAUAGUGAAUUAGGGUAUUCGGAAUUUGAGCUAGCCUUGAGGAAGAAAAGCUCAGUCCUGCACUCUGUCAACUGGCAGCGUAUAAUAUUGGAUGAGGCACAUUUCAUAAAAGACAGACGUUGCAAUACUGCCAAGGCCAUUUUUGCUUUAGACUCUUCGUUUAAGUGGGCUUUGAGUGGUACCCCCCUCCAGAACCGCGUUGGAGAGCUUUACUCUUUGGUGCGGUUCCUCCAGAUUGUACCAUAUUCAUAUUACUUGUGCAAGGACUGUGACUGCAGAAUUCUUGAUUAUGGAUCAUCAACUCGAUGCUCUAGUUGUGCUCACAGUUCUGUGAGGCAUUUCUGUUGGUGGAAUAAAAACAUUUCUAACCCAAUACAAUCCUAUGGGAAUCUUGAUACUGGGAGAAGAGCUAUGAUAUUGCUGAAACAUAAAGUUCUGAAGAACAUAGUGCUAAGGCGGACCAAAAAAGGGCGAGCUGCUGAUCUUGCUCUUCCUCCUAGGAUCGUUAAAUUGAGGCGAGAUACCCUGGACGUUAAGGAAGAAGAUUAUUAUGAGUCGUUAUACAAUGAGAGUCAGGCACAGUUUAAUACCUAUAUCAAGGCUGGAACUGUGAUGAAUAACUAUGCUCAUAUAUUCGACCUCCUCACCCGCUUGCGCCAGGCAGUUGAUCAUCCAUACCUUGUGGUAUACUCCGCAACAGCAGCACAAAGAAAUGCAAACACACUGGAUACUAAUGAUACUGAACAAGUUUGUGAAAUUUGUCACGAUCCGGCAGAAGAUCCUGUGGUCAGCUCCUGCGAACACAUCUUCUGCAAGGCAUGCUUGCUCGAUUUCUCUGCUUCCUUAGGACAAGUCUCCUGUCCCAAUUGCUCGAAACUGCUGACUAUUGACUUCAGCACAAAGGCUGAUGGUGGUGCGUCGCAGCCCCGAAAAACUACAUCUGUCAAGGGUUUCAGAUCUGCUAGUAUCCUCAACAGAAUACAGUUGAACGAUUUCCAGACCAGCACCAAGAUAGAGGCUUUGAGGGAAGAAAUUAGAGAUAUGGUUGAAAGGGACGGUUCAGCUAAAGGAAUUGUUUUCAGCCAGUUCACUUCAUUUUUGGAUCUCAUACACUACUCCCUCAUCAAGUCUGGGGUGAAUUGCGUUCAGCUAGUGGGAAGCAUGACCCUAUCACAAAGGGAUGCAGCUAUCAAGAAAUUUACUGAUGAUCCAGACUGCAAGAUUUUCCUCAUGAGUCUGAAAGCUGGAGGCGUUGCCCUCAAUCUAACAGUAGCAUCCAAUGUUUUCUUGAUGGACCCUUGGUGGAAUCCAGCCGUGGAGCGGCAGGCGCAGGAUAGAAUCCACCGUAUUGGACAGUAUAAACCUAUCAGGAUCGUGAGAUUUAUCAUCGAGAAUACAGUUGAGGAGAGGAUUCUGCAGCUGCAAGAGAAGAAGGAAUUGGUCUUUGAGGGGACGGUCGGUGGUUCGUCGGAAGCCCUUGGGAAGUUGACAGAGGCAGAUUUAAGGUUUCUGUUCGUAAAUUAACUUCCCGCAUUGUGAACGUAGCAUGAAAGACUAACAGGGGAGCAAGGGGUGACCUCUGCUUUUGCCUUUGCAAGGGCCUUUAGUUUACGGCUUCUAUUUUCAGCCCAUAUUUUGUGGUCAGGGUAGAAUUUGCUGUCUGCCUUUACCCCGCCCCUAGGUAUUCUCUGUUACGUUAUAGUUAAAGCAUUUUGAUAAACUGUCUGCUGAUAGAAAUCGAGAACUUCAGAUCUGAAAUCAAACUAGCUUAUUAACUAUGUUAAGCAGUACAUUGAAAUGAUAAGGACUAGGAUGCGCCGUUUUAGAUGAAGUGUUUAUUGUUCAGCACUUAGUUGCAUCUUCUGUUGAACUCUGCCGAAGAUGAAUGGGAAUGACCUUGUUCUUGGAGGACAUCUAAAUUCUAAUACUGACGGACAUGACUAUUACUAGCUUACUCAUGUUUGUAACAUCCAACAAUGCAAUUCGAAGUUCCUUCUCUCAUGUACUCCCAGCUUCUGAAAGCACGUUCUCAUGAAAAGUAUGUGAAUAUAAUUUGUGAGAACGAGUUUAGAAUAGUUGAGAGUCGUUAGAUCAGUUGCGCGUUUCAUGGUAGAAGAAAUCAAGAAUUAUAAAAAUGUAUUGGAUGUUGUACUAACUCAUAUAAUGGUAAUGUAUUUUGUAUUGAAAUUGUGGUUCGACCAUUAUAAACUGUCCACCGAUAAAGCAUUUUUACAAUCUAAUCGCGGAUAUGGUACAAUAUGGUUUCACAAUCUUAUGGUUAGACUUGAAAAGUACAAGGAAAAUGGAAAGAGCUGAAAGUUGCAUAUCCUUGCCGACAGGGGACCAUUGCCGUUAACACGGAGACUACAGCAUAAGCUUCUGUACGGGGUGAUCUUCGCCGAGAUGGCUCUGAUCCUGACGCUGCUGUUCAAGACGCCGCUGAGGAAGCUCGUGAUCAUGGCUUUGGAUCGGCUCAAGCGAGGAAGGGGCCCCGUGAUGGUGAAGACCGUCGCCGGGACGAUCUUCAUCGUCCUGUUGUCGAGCCUCUACAGCAUGGUUAAGAUUCAGAAUCGAUCCAUCGAGGCUGGUGCUCCCAAUCCUACCGACCAGGUUCUGAUGUCCAGGCACCUGCUUGAGGCCUCUCUUAUGGGAUUUCUGCUGUUCCUUGCACUGAUGAUCGACAGGCUGCACCACUACAUCAGGGAGCUUCGUCAACUGAGAAAGACAAUGGAAGCUGCCAAGAAGCAGACCCGAGGCCUGGAUGACAGUAAGUUUGGCACCAACACGGAGGAGGCUAAAGCACUUGGCGAAGAGGUUGCUACUCUGCGCAGUAAGGUAAAGAAGCUCGAGGCCGAAUGUGAGGCCAAAACAAAAGCGGCGAAAGCUGCUGAAGAGGAAGCCGAGACUAUUAGGAAGCAGUCCGAAGGGUCCCGUGUAGAGUAUGGUCGACUGCAAGAAGACAACCAAAGCCUUCGUAGCCAGAUUGAGUCGAUAGAAUCUGAGGGCAAGAAGGAUAUGUAACUCAUGACAUAAAAAGGAGAACUUUGUUACCAUGUUUGGUUGUCGUUCUAUACAUAUAUCUUGAAUAGGUUGUUAGGAACAUUGAAGGACUAGAUGGUUUCACUUGUUGAAGGUAUUACAUCAUUUUCCCUUGUUCCAGUGCACAAAGAUUGUGAAACCAAUGGAAGGUUAAUAUGAACAAAUGGGUUGGUGUAAAAUUUUUGUUCGAAAUAGGAACUGCUUAAUGCCGAGUUUGAGUCAAAUCGAGGUUUGAGUACCCCAUGGACAGUAAUUUUGGUAUCCGAGGUUUCGUUAUUGUUUUAACUUAUGGCGCUUGGUUGCUGUAAUUUUCUGGGUUCUUGAAACAUCCAAGCAAAAGGUUGUUUCUUUUUAAA